Molecule: messenger RNA, 2187 nt
Organism: Darwinula stevensoni
Lineage: Eukaryota; Metazoa; Arthropoda; Ostracoda; Podocopida; Darwinulidae
Source: the annotation of a GenBank genome assembly
GAAUUAAAAUGGAGAGGAAAGUUUCAGGACUGUGUGGCUGAAACAGAGGCGCAAUUGCAAAAAGAAUCCACUGCUGGUUAUAUCGGCUUUGAUCCUACUGCAAGUUCGCUACAUCUAGGGAAUUUUCAGCAGAUAGUCCUUUUGAAAAGAUUACAACUAGCAGGGCAUAAACCAAUAGCACUCAUGGGCGGUGCUACCGGCCGUGUGGGAGAUCCUAAGAUGACAGGGGAGAGAACUCUUUUAUCUAUCGAUGAAAUCGAUGCGUAUAUAGCUAGUCAAAAGAAACAGUUAGAAAAAUUUAUAGAGUUUGGAACGGGAAAGAACGAUGCCAUCAUGGUCAAUAAUUAUGAUUGGUUCAAAGAUUUUAGUUUUCUAGAUUUCAUUCGAGACGUCGGUAAGCAUAUUACGGUGAGUUACAUGAUGAGUAAAGACAGUGUGCAGAAUCGUUUGGAAUCUGGUAUUUCUUUUACAGAAUUUACCUACCAAUUGAUACAAGGGUAUGACUUUUUGCAUUUGUAUAAAAAUUAUAAUUGUAAGCUUCAGUUAGGCGGCAGUGACCAAUGGGGCAAUAUCACCACAGGAGUAGAGCUUGUCCGAAGAGUGCUAGGGGAGAAGGUCUAUGCUAUUACUAGUUCGCUGGUGACUAAAUCUGAUGGCACUAAAAUGGGAAAAUCAGAAGCUGGAGAGAAUAUUUGGCUAGACCCAAAACAGACAUCGCCCUAUAAGUUGUAUCAAUUUGUCUUGAAUAGAACCGAUGAAGAAAUUCUCAAUCUCAAUCGAAGAUUUUCAUUCAAAGGAAAGGAAGAAAUUGAGGCUAUGGAGGCUGAAUUCAAAGCGGCACCACAUUUACGAAGUAUUCAUAAAUCGUUAGGUCAGGAACUGACAACUAUGAUUCAUAGUGAAGGAGAAUACCAGCAGGCGAUAGCGCUCAGUGAUUUGUUAUUUUCCGGAGAUAUAGAGACUUUGAAAGCUACAGACUAUGAUGGACUCAAAGAAGUUUUUGGUGGAUUGAAGCAGUUUACAGUAUCUAGAGAUAAAUUGAGCCAAGGUAUAGAUAUUACAGAGUUCUUGGUUGCAGACACCCAGAUAUUUCCAUCGAAUGGUCAGGCGAGACAAAAACUAGGCGAGAAUGCUAUCAGCAUCAAUAAGACAAAAGUUGCAGGUGACUGUAAAGUGACUACCCAAGAUGUAUUGCAUGAAAAAAUGAUUCUAGUGCAGCAGGGAAAGAAGACAUAUUACUUUGUAGAAUUGGCACAGGCAUCGGAAUUAAUAGAGAUUUUUUCGUUAGAUGAUUUGAAGCAACUAUUGCCACGAUUGGCGACUGAAAAAUUUAUGUUUCUAGGUGGCGGUUCUAAUGUUUUAUUUAUAAAAGAUUUUGAUGGUUUGGUUAUCGUGAACCGAUUGAUAGGUUUAUGCGCAGACCCUAUAAACGAGAAUGACAUACAUGUCACUGCGCUAUCGGGUGAGAAUUGGCAUGAAUUUGUGCUUUGGACAUUGGAUAGAGGCUUCUUUGGAUUAGAAAAUAUGUCUUUGAUUCCAGGUACGAUAGGUGCCGCUCCUAUGCAGAAUAUUGGAGCCUAUGGGGUAGAGUUUAAAGAUUAUUGUUUGUCCGUAGACGCUAUUGAAUUAGCUACAGGGGAGCUUAAGUCGUUUGAUUAUGCUGCCUGUGAUUUCGGAUAUAGGGAAAGUAUUUUUAAAAGGGCAAUGAAGGAUCAAUACUUUAUAUAUCAAGUACAUUUAAAAUUAUCUCGAAAUAGUCCUAUCCAUGCUAGUUAUGGAAAUAUUCAAGAUGUACUGAAUCGCAAAGCAAUCUUAUCUCCUAGCCAUCGAGAUAUUUCCGAUGCGGUCAUAGAAAUACGUAGUUCUAAACUACCUAAUCCAACAGAUCUUGGCAAUGCGGGUUCAUUUUUCAAAAACCCGGUCGUAGAUAAAGAGAAGGCAGAAAUAUUAAUCAAGGAAUAUCCAAAUGCUCCGAAUUUUCCAGAUGGAGACAAGGUUAAAAUACCUGCAGGCUGGCUUAUAGAGCAAUGUGGAUUUAAGGGAUAUAAGGAAGGUAAUGUAGGCAGUCAUAAAGAUCAAGCCUUGGUCAUAGUGAACUAUGGAGGAGCUACAGGUCAAGAAAUUUAUGACUAUUCAGAAAAAAUCAUAAGAGAAGUAGAGAAAAGAUUUAAAUUUGCCCUUGAAAGA